Molecule: messenger RNA, 1432 nt
Organism: Juglans regia (Persian walnut)
Lineage: Eukaryota; Viridiplantae; Streptophyta; Magnoliopsida; Fagales; Juglandaceae
Product: GDSL esterase/lipase At5g03610-like
Exons: 5
Coding region: 129-1205 (358 amino acids)
Molecular function (GO): hydrolase activity, acting on ester bonds
Source: RefSeq, a predicted model, not a curated record
UACGAACUAGCAUUAGGAAUGUAGGCAUCCAAUAUCCGGGCUCGUCCACAUAUUUUUCAUCGACGGCCUCCAAAAUUUGUCUUCGUUCAACGCUUCAAGCUCGGCGCGCUUCUCUUGUUGUAGCUGUAAUGGACACGCAAAAGAUCCUCUGUUCUCUUCUCUGCUGCUUCCUGAUCUCGUCUAUUCUCUCAGGGCAACAAGCGGUGCAAGCUGGACAUCAUGAUAAUGUUCCCUCUAAUAUUCGUCCGCUAAAGCUCUUCGUCUUUGGAGAUUCUUAUGCUGACACAGGCAACACCAAUAAAACUCAAGUCGCUUGGAAAUAUCCCUAUGGCAUCACCUUUCCGGGAAAAGCAGUUGGUCGUUUCUCCGAUGGCCGUGUCCUCUCCGAUUACGUUGCAAAGUUCUUAGGAGUCGAGUCUCCGAUUCCAUAUGAAGGGUGGAAAUCAUCAUCACGUGGGAUUCCAUUGUUGAAAUACGGAAUGAAUUUUGCUUAUGGAGGCACGGGUGUAUUUGAUACCGUUCUCCCCGGCCCAAAAAUGACAGUCCAGAUCGAUUUCCUCGAACAUCUUCUCAGAGAUAACGUGUUUACCGGUAAAGACCUAGAGCGCUCCGUGUCCUUUGUCAGUUUCGCUGGUAAGGACUACUUUACUUACAUAGUCACGAACGGAUCUGCUGAGGGAUUGCAAUCUUUCAUUAGGACAGUGGUCAAUCAACUUGCUAUCAACUUGAAACGAAUUCAUGGCUUGGGAGUUAAAAAAAUUGGCGUGACAGGUAUUGUGCCUUUUGGAUGUCUCCCUGUUUUCACAGGCACAUCCUCAUUGCAACAGUGCAAUGAGAAUUAUAACUCGUUCCUCGGUUUCCACAAUGUUCUAUUGAAGCAAACCGUGGAAAAGCUGAACAAGGAAACAAAGGAUUCUCCCUUUUUCAUUUUUGAUCUUUAUGCUUCCUUCACGUCCGCCAUCAAGAACGAAGGAAGUAUAAAGUUUGAGAACCCAUUGAAGCCAUGCUGUUUGGGUACUAGUGCUGUAAGCAGGGAAAUUUUGCUCUGUGGGAGGGUAGAUGAAAAUGGAGCCAAGCUAUAUACACUUUGUGAGAAUCCCAAAUCAUCAUUCUUUUGGGACGUAGCUCAUCCUUCCCAGGAGGGAUGGCGUGCUGUCUAUUCAGCUUUGCAAGCCACUCUUGAACAAGAUUUUCUCCAGUACUAGAUCAUAUACAUCAGUUCGGCCAAAAAAUAAAUAACUAUAUAUUAAGCAAUAAUGCAGGCCAGCUGCUUUGUAUAAUGAAUAAUCUCCUCUGCAGGCAUAUAUAAUUACCAAUAAGUACUACGCUAUUAGCUACGGCGCGAUCCUCAAGUACUACUUGCCCUCUGUCUAAAAUAUUUUCCAAAUAAAUCAUAUGUAAUAAUAGAAAUAAAAUUAUCAUUUUAUAAUUA